Messenger RNA from Choloepus didactylus (southern two-toed sloth), 2148 nucleotides. RefSeq names its product receptor transporter protein 5 (putative) (gene RTP5). Lineage: Eukaryota; Metazoa; Chordata; Mammalia; Pilosa; Megalonychidae. The record is from RefSeq and is a predicted model, not a curated record. Gene Ontology annotation, molecular function: olfactory receptor binding. Bases 18 to 1883 code for a protein of 621 amino acids. Gene Ontology annotation, biological process: protein insertion into membrane; protein targeting to membrane; detection of chemical stimulus involved in sensory perception of bitter taste. The transcript is spliced from 2 exons.
CUGCGGCUCGGUGCGGCAUGGACGGUGCCAGGGUCCCCGAGUGGGCCGGCUCCUUUGGGCGGCUGAUGGCCAAGAUGAAGCCCCAGGAUGCCCGGGAGCUGCUGCCCGAGGAUGGCCUGGUGGCCCCCCAGUUGCGGCUGCAGGAGCUGACGAGGCUCCAGUGUGGCCGCUUCCCAUGGGGCUGGCUGCCAGCGCAUGUGCAGACCCCCUUCCACCCAUGCAGGGAUGAGAAGUGCCACAAGGGGCUGGUGAAGAUGUGUGUCUGGGGCCAGCCAUGCAGAGCGUGCCCCCCGGGCACCCCUCAAGACUGGCAGGUGAGCCCUUCCAGUGUCCGGAUCUUCCUCAGUGAGCUGGCCGUGCACGUCCUGCAGGAGUGCCACGGGGAGAGCCUCGGCCCCAGCCACGGCCCUGAGGUUGGCUGCAUGGUCUCCUCGGGCCUCUUCCAGAAAGCCCGAGACCCCACCUCGGGGCCCAUGGCCAAGAGUGCCGGCCCCAUCAGGGGCAGGUGCACCCUGUACAGUGGCGUCAGCUGUGCCGAGGGCACGGGCAGUGGCUCGCACACCCAGCAGCGGCUGACCCCCAGCAGCUGUGGCCCCCUCGUCAAGAGCAGCAGGAGCAAGGGCUUGGGCCAGGCCUGCAUCACCAUCCCCUUCUCUGUGUCUGACUUCAUCAAGAACCCGCUCACCGAGAGCAGCUACUUCUUCAGCAAGGACGAGGGGGUUGUCACCAUCCGCUUCUCCCUGGUGGAUGCCAAGAAGGACAAGUGUGGCACUGCCGAGGGCAGAGGCUCCAUCAGCCUUGGAGAUGGCUCCCUGUCGGCAGCUGGCACCGGUGGACCCUGCGUCAUUGCCAAGGGCCGCAUCCGUCUCUCCAGGAGCGCCAUGGCCAUGCCCGAAGGCAAGGGCGCCCCGAUCUACAUCAAGGAGCCCAUCUUUCACGGCAAAGGCCUCCUCUUUAAUGACGUCAGGGGCAAGGGCUCCGUCUCCAACUCCAUCGACCCUGCCAAAGGCCAGAGGCUCCUCUGCAGGAGCUGUGGCCAUGGCACACCUGCACGUAGCCCACUUCCAGCGUCCUACAUCAUCUUCCUCCUGGCCAACGGUGAGGGCUCCAUCACCUUCCCCUCGUCCUUGACCGACAUCAUCAAAGGCAAGGACCCCUUUGCCCACUUCACUGAGGGCAGAGGGAAGGAGGGUGUCAGCAAUGGCUUUGCCACCACUGGCUACCAGCCCCUUCCAAGAGCCGAUCCUGGUGGCCCCAUCGCCAAUGAGGAGGGAUCCAUCACUUUCCCCUUCGUCUUUACUGAAGACGUCCAAGACAAGGACGCUUUCAUGGAAACCACUCGGGGCAAAGGGAAGGCCACCACUGGCCCUGCUGCACUUCCAGAGACCAGAGCUGGUGGCCCCAACGCCAGUGAUGAGGGCCCCAUCGUCUCCUCCAUCUCAACUGAAGACGUCAAAGACGAGGACGCUUUUACUGACAGCCCUGAAGGCAAAGGUGGGGAAGACGGCGGCUAUGGCCCAGUUGGCACUGGUUGGGACCCGGUUCUGGAGACCAGCGCCGGCGGCUCCAUCGCCGUUAGCAAGGGCUCCAUCACCAUCCCCUUCUCAGUCUUCAGCUUCAUAAAGCACGAGGGCCCUGGUUACCGCACCAGUGGCCCCAAGGGCAGUGGCCCUGACGCCCACGGCUGUCACAAGAAGAGGCGGCUGAGGUCCAGGUUCGGCAAGUCCAGCUCCGGGUCGCAGCGGGAUGGAGGCGUCUGCCGGGCUGGCACCUGCUGUGGGCCGUGUGCCGAGCGGGACGAAGACUUCUGGAUCUGGGUGUCGCUGACCAUCUGUGCCCUUUGGCUGCUAUGCAUGUGCAAGCUGAGCCCCGGCCUCUUCUAGCCGCCAGUGUGGGCUGCUGCCCCCCUCUAGUGGGCCCCCCCAGGCAAAAGCGAGCCAGCCGCAGGCCACCUCCCCCACCGCAGCUCCCCCCACGGGCUCCCCCGUCCCUCCUCGCACCAGGUGCCUCUGUGUCCUCUCUCUUGGCUUGAGCAGGGGUUUUGUGCUGUUUGUUUUGUGAGUGUUCCCUGAGCUGUACACGUAAGCUCCAGGUGCUGUUCGGUGUGUGUGUGUGUGUGUGUUAGAUUCCAAUAAAACAAAGGUCAAA